AUGGAUGCCGUGGUGGAAUUGUUCCGCAAGCUCGCUGAUGUCACCUUUAACGCCGCCUGGAAAGAGAUUGCUAGGCAGCUGAAAUUCAGUGAAGAUUUGGGGAGCAUCAAGGACAAUCUGUCCUUCAUUCAAUCAUUCCUCAGGGACGCGGAGAGGCAGUCGUCAAAGCUGCAGAGUGUCCGUCACACGCUCAAGAAGCUCAAGGCUGCAGCUUAUGACUUAGAGGAUAUGCUGCUACUCUUCGAGUCCUGGACCACCACCCACAAGGGUGAAGUCCUUCCGCUUAGCGCCAAGGCUACAAAGGAAUUAGUUGCAUGCUCUGAAAGGUUGAAGAUGCCUCAUAAAUUGAAAAGAAUGAGGGAAACAAUAGAGGAGAUAAUAGAUCACCAGAACAAAUUCAACUUCAGAGAAGACACUAGAAAGAACGACGAAGAAGUGUUCAGGAAACGUGAGACAUUUUCAGAUGCUGAUGAAGUCCCCAUUGGGAGGAUCGAAGAAAAAGAAAGAAUAAUCAGUAUGCUGCAAGCAGAUGACUCAAACUGCUUCAUCAUUUUUAUUUGUGGUUUUGGAGGAGUAGGUAAAACUACUCUUGCCCAGAUGGUCUUCAACGAUGAUAGAACAAUGCAAUUCUUUGACAUCCAAGUGUGGGUCUAUGUCUCUCUAAAAUUUGAUAUCAAGACCAUCGGUCAAUCUAUCAUCUCCCAACUGGAUAAAUCAAGUAGCUCUGCUGAUAUCACCUUACAAGCUACACGGGACCGCUUGAAAACUAUUGUUAAAGGGCAACGGUUUCUUAUUGUUCUUGAUGACCUAUGGGAAGAAGAUCCAGAUGAGUUGGAAAAACUAAGGACACUGCUGCGGGGUGCUAAAGCAGGCAGCAAGAUCAUUGCAACCACACGCAGUGUAAAAGUUGCUAAGCUAAUGAAUGGGAGUUUGACAAUAGAAUUAGGUGCUUUACCGGACAAUUGCUGCUGGGAGUUGUUCAGAGCAAAGGCAUUUCCACAUGGAAAGGUGGAUGCUGAUAAGGAAAGUAUAGGAAGAGAGAUAGUAAAUAAAUGCAGCGGAAUGCCACUAGCAGCAAAUUCUUUGGGUCACCUUUGCCGGAGAACUAAUGAAUGGAAAGCUAUACUGGAUAGUGAUAUCUGGGCAGAAGAUGGAGAUGGACCUUUCAUAGACACGAAAGUACUACCAUCACUGAAGCUUAGUUAUCAAUACAUGCCUUAUCAUCUCAAGCCCUGUUUUGCAUAUUGUGCUGUUUUUCCUAAAGGCUCCCGCAUAGAGAAGAGCAGCUUGAUUCAGCAGUGGAUUGCUCUUGGAUUUGUUCAGCUCCCUGCUGCUAGCCAAUCGUUCACCGUGCAACAAGCUGGAGAAAGAUACUUUGAGGAGCUUCGUGAGAUGUCGUUUCUUCAGGAUGUAGCUGGAAUGUCUCCAACUCCAUUUGCAAGAUAUAACGAACCUCGAGGUGUACAACAGAUGCAUGAUUUGGUUCAUGAUCUAGCUAGAUUAGUUGCGGGUGAUGAAGUUAUUGCCUUUGAUGCUAAUAGGCAACAAAAUCCUCAUGGUAAUACAGACAACUGCCGACACAUGUUGCUCUCAAAUUUAUGUGACUCAUCCCUAUAUUAUUGGUCUAUACCUAGCACAGCAAGGGCUCUUCGUUUUGAGAAGUGUAGCAUUGCUCAGGCUAGUUUGAAGUCUUUGAUGGGAGCUGAAUUCUUACGUGUACUGGAUUUAGGUACAUGUACCUCUAUUGCCGAUCUACCUGAUUCUAUCAGCAAUUUUAGACUGUUGAAGUUCUUAAAUAUAUCUGGAAUGCAAACUGGCCUUCUGCCCAAGUCCCUAAGCUCCUUGCAUGGUUUACUAGCAUUGAAUCUUUCCGAAAAUACUGGCCUUGUUGAUAUUCCCAGUUACAUUUGUGAAUUUGUCAACCUACACUAUUUGGAUCUACAUGGCUGCUCAAAUCUUAGAGAGCUGCCACAAGAAAUUCAUAUACUCAAAGAGCUGCUACACCUGAACCUAUCAGGAUGUGGUAGCCUACAAUCUCUGCCUAAUGAGUUUGGGGAGCUUCGAAAACUCUCAUUCCUCGACCUUUCAUAUUGUUCUCAGCUUCAAACGCUUCCUUCAAAGUUUGGUGGGCUUCAGGAACUUUUGUAUCUCAACCUGUUGCAUUGUUACCAACUUUGUGAGCUGCCUGAUUCUUUCAUUUACCUUGCAAAUAUGAUACAUCUGAAUAUGUCCUUCUGCCACCAGUUGAAACUAUUGCCUAGUGGGUUAUUCAAGUACAUGAAGAAGCUUCUAGGUUUGAAUUUGUCUGGCUGUACCUCUCUUGAAGUUCUUCCUGAAGUUUGUGAGAAUGAUGCUGGCUGCUGCCCGAUGUUGGAAACUUUGGAUUUAUCAAAUUGUACUAAUCUGGCUGCCCUUCCAAAUUCCUGCACCAGCCUUUGUGAGCUCCGGUAUUUAAAUCUAUCAGGUUGUUCUCGAAUUAACAACUUUCUAAAUUUGAUUCCGCACUGGAAAUUCGAUAAGUUGGAGUACCUAAAUCUCUCUGGGUUUGAUGCUAAAGCUUAUCCUGAAGCUCCAGGAACCUCUGUGGCAAAUGUAGAGAGUUCAGAAGAUCUCAAUAGAGAACUAGAGCUAGGUAUGCUGCAAGAGGAUAUCAUCACCCAACGUCUGCAUCAUCUUAAGUACCUAUCAGUUGGAGGGUUCACACUCUUCUCAAAAAAAGGCAUUGCAAGCUUGGUAGACCUUCUAACCUUGCCCAACUUUAAUGUACGGGCACAACCUGCAGACAACCACAGCAAUAUUAUGCUUCUCCAGCAGAUCCUGGAUCUCACCCAUCAUGAGCUAAACAUCAAAUGCCUUGAGAAUGUGGUGUCGCCAGAGGAAGCAAAGAAAGUGGAACUGAGCAGGAAGCAACAGCUUCAUUUCUUGAGUUUUGAAUGGUCUUGUUUUUUGUCUUCUUUGACACCUGAUGGGGCUGGUGAGGAAAAGGCUAUGGCAGUUUUGGAAAAUUUCAGGCCCUAUUACAAUUUACAGUGCCUCUCUUUAAAAGGCUACAGUGGAACCAGAUUUCCUAAUUGGGUUAACAAGAUAGAUGACACACUCCCAAAUCUGGUGAAAAUUGUAUUGUCCAAUAUCAAGGGAUGUGACCAUAUUCCUACAUUGGGACAUUUACCAAAUCUACAGGAACUGGAGAUUAAUGAUAUGCCUCUGCUUCGUCAUGCACGAAUUGUACCAUGCAAGAAGUUAAGACGACUGACAUUGGUUGGACUGCAAGACAUCACUGUACUUAUAUUUUAUGAUGACAACUCAGAGACACAAGUAAAUGAUGUGGAAGAGACUGGAGUACAUGAGGUGGUAUUAAGUCGUGACUUCGAUGAGGAAGAGAGAGAAACAAGAGAUAAGCAUGACAAGUUACCUGGUUCUCUUCCUGUAAAUAAGCAAGUCAAAAGAAAGGCAGCAGUAGCAGGCCUUGUAGCAAAGGUCAAGGGUUGUUUAAAAGCUCCACGCUGUGGCACGUCGACAGAGACAAAGAGAAUACACUACAUUGGUGCUGGAAAUGACGCACCUGCUGUCACCUGCAAGCCAGUACUAACUCCAGCUCCCUCUAAAGAAAGAAGAGAACAGGAAGCAGGUCCUACACUUGAUUAUUUGAAGAUAGAAAGCUGUCAUAAUCUAAAACUGCAUCCAUAUAUCCCAAUGAGCAAGGAGUACAUCAUCAAGAAUAGCUUUCUCAAUCUGGAUCAUAUCGAGGAAGAUGCCAUAGGUAUCCAAAGAUAUGAUAUGUUGCAUUUGAAUCCCACAUUCAAAUCAAAAAUGUGGAUAGACUGUGUUGAAAUACAUGAUGAUUUUCUAAGAUGGAUUGACAUCAACGUGGAGGAGCUUUUUAUCACUAGAUGCAACAUCAUUGCCAGACCGUCCAGAAUGGAGGAACGGCCUUUUGGAACCCUUCGGAAAGUCAAGAUAACAGAUUGCCACAGGCCACUUCCUAAAAUAUUGGCUCUAUUCACAUCACUACAGGAAAUUGAAGUCGAUUGCAUCCGCUACUUCUUCUGGCAUGACUCACUGCAUAAAAUGACCAGAUUGGAAAAAUUGACUACACCAUCUCCAGAACUUCUUAUUUCAAUGUUGUCCGGCUAUCAUCAUAUUCCGUAUGUCAAUACGAGGGAGGUGGCUCUUUUUAGCGUAAGACCAAAGCGGAGUCGGGUGUACAGGAAUCCGCUUUUAUUUUUUGACAGCUACAGGCAGCAGCUACGUUGGAAAGAAGCACUGGAGGAGGAAGAAUUAGAAACACUAGAAGAAGAGGGAGACAAUGAAGAGGAGGAAGAUCCCCUCAGGCACUGGGUUCACCGGAAAAAAGAGAUGGAAGAGAAUGAAACACAAGGGGAAGAGCACCCCCUACACUUUGCCACUGGCUCUGCCACUAAUUGCUCCAAUAACUUUUCCCUUCUAUAUCAAUACCAUGACUACAAAAUUGAGCAGAUAACUAUCCAGAAUCUUGAGCAUGUGGAGAGAGCAGAGGAAGUAAGCGGGCAAGGCCAGUUGUCCCAAUAUCAGCAACUGCAGUCACUGAGUUUGAUGUGGUCUAGCAGCAGUUUGCCACAGGAUUCAAGCAUAGUUAAUGACUUUCUGAUUCUUGAAAAACUCCAGCCUCAUGGGGCCCUAAAAACACUUCGAAUACAAGGCUAUAGGAGUCGUACAUUGUGCUCCUGGGUGAUGGAUAUAAGUUUUUCCCUUCCAAAUCUUGUGAAAGUUGAGCUGUCUGACAUGAUAUUGUGUGAGCAUAUCCCUUUAUUAGGCAAAUUAGCAAACCUGGAAGAGCUGUGCAUCUCAAAUAUGCCUUGUGUCGCCAAAGUUGAUGCUGCUAUAUAUGGAGACAAGACACCAUUAUUUAGGAAACUGAGAGAGUUUACAAUCAAGAAAAUGAAUGGCCUCGAGAAGUGGGAACUUCUUCAGUACUGUGUUAAUCUGGAGCAACUGAGUAUUCGUUCCUGUAUCGACCUUACUACCUUGCCAGAUAGCAUCCGAUGCUGCCUCUUCCUCAGCAAAUUAGAGGUACUAGAAUGUUGGAAUUUUUCUGCUUUACCGGAAUGGCUUGGAGAACUUGUAUCACUGCGUGAUCUGUGUGUGCAUGCUGCCAAACUCGAGCGAUUGCCCCAAUCCAUUCAAGACCUCAUUGCUUUGGAGAAGCUGGUCCUUAAGAAGUGCAACUACAGACUCCGCAAACGUUGCACAUCAGGAGAGGACAAAGACAAGAUAAAACACAUUGGAAGUGUAGAUAUAACUCAGAGCCCUGUUCUCUUGGUCCAUUCAAACGAUAUGUUUAUGGAGAGGAUUUGUAGUCCCCAGCUUAUUGAACUACAUAUUGUGUGCUCUAAAUACAAUAAAGUAUCCACACUGGAUGUAAAAAAGCUCCACCCUUAUGACUCGCUCGAAAUACUUAGCUUAAAGGGAUAUGAUGAUGCAUAUAACCCUCUUUGGAUGUCAUCACUCCCAAACCUUGUGAAAUUGGAGCUCACUAGUGUGGUACUUGAACAUAUCCGUCUGGAUCAGUUACCAAACCUUGUGAAAUUGGAGCUCUCCAGUGUGGGAUUUGAACAUCUCCGUCUUGAUCAGUUACAGAGCCUCCAAGAGCUGCACAUUUCACGGGUACAGAGCAUAAGGUCGAAAGUCUGCAUCUGGUGCACAGAACCACUUAGAAAGCUCAGAAGAAUUACAAUGUCCGAAUUAACCAACCAGGAGUUGCAAAUAUCCAUGGAGGGGCAGGGUUGUAGCGAUGAGAAUUUGUUUCCAGGCCUACAAGAUCUGGAGAUACACUGUUGUUCUAUGUUGAGGUUUGAACCAUCAAUCCCAAGGAGUGCCAGGUACAUCUUAUCAGGCAGGAAAGGACAACCUGGCCAAGACAUGUGUCCAUCUUUUGCUCGAAUCAUGAGGCCAUCCAUCCCUGCCUCAUUAUACAAAAUGGAGAUCAGGUAUAGCAGAGGGUUUUCAUCCACAUCCUGGAACGGUCUACGACACUUUGACAUCGGGGAAUUGAUUAUAGACGACUGUUAUGAUGAUAUACCUUUGCCAGAGAGUAUUCGGGGAUGGAGAUCCCUCCAGAAACUCGAGAUAUUGAACUGUGACGAAAUUACGACGCUGCCAGAGUGGCUGUGCGAGAUCACCUCGCUCCGGGAGCUCAAGGUGGAGACCUACUUUAUGAAAACUUUACCUGCAUGCAUCCAACAGCUCACCGGAUUGCAGACCUUGACCCUGUUAAACUGUGGACCAGUGCUUGAGAAGAGAUGCAGAUAUGGAGAGGAUAAGAACAAGCUGGCACAUAUUCCAAAUGUGACUAUUAUAGAUUGA
Miscanthus lutarioriparius is the source of this 6342-nucleotide messenger RNA. The record is from the annotation of a GenBank genome assembly. Lineage: Eukaryota; Viridiplantae; Streptophyta; Magnoliopsida; Poales; Poaceae.